Messenger RNA from Panicum virgatum (switchgrass), 821 nucleotides. Its product is annotated as 40S ribosomal protein S11-like. Gene Ontology annotation, biological process: translation. Gene Ontology annotation, cellular component: cytosolic small ribosomal subunit; ribosome. Gene Ontology annotation, molecular function: structural constituent of ribosome. The coding region runs from base 59 to 451 and encodes 130 amino acids. NCBI's taxonomy places the organism in Eukaryota, Viridiplantae, Streptophyta, Magnoliopsida, Poales, Poaceae. The transcript has 4 exons. The record is from RefSeq and is a predicted model, not a curated record.
GCAUCUGCCCAUUUUCCAGACUGAGAAGGCUUUCCUCAAGCAGCCUAUUGCCUCUUCCAUGCUUUCUAUUCUUUGUGAGCUACAUACAUUUCUUAACCGAAAUUUUUUGCUUAAAUGUAGCACAAAGAAAUCUGCCAAGGGUAAGAAGCCAGGCAAGGGAGGCAGCCACUUCUGGAAGAGCAUUGGCCUGGGCUUCAAGACCCCCAGGGAAGCAAUUGAAGGGACCUACAUUGACAAGAAGUGCUCAUUCACUGGAACUGUUUCCAUCAGAGGCAGGAUUAUUGCUAGAACAUGCCAUAGUGCCAAGAUGAACAUAACCAUCAUUGUUCGCAGGAACUACCUCCACUUCGUUAAGAAAUAUCAGAGGUACGAGAAGAGGCACUCCAACAUUCCCGCUCUCAUCACCCCAUGCUUCCGUGUCAAGGAAGGUGACCAUGUCAUCAUUGGCUAGUGCAGGCCCCUGUCCAAAACCGUGAGGUUCAAUGUUGUGAAAGUCAUCCCAGCUGGAUCCACUGGUGGCAGCGGCGGGAAGGCCUUCACCGCGGCUUGAGCUUUAGACUAUGUUCCAUGAGUAGUCUAUAGAAUGAUGUCUUUUUGCUAAAAAUUCCUGCUAGGCUGGUGUUUUCGACUAUGGUUUGGUGAUUGUUCGCUGUCUGAAUGGAGUCUCGUCACCGGAACAUUAUUCGUAUGAGGUUAUAUUUGGGCUGUAAUUGCUUAUUGUGCUUUGGGCUGAAACUUUUGUUUUGGUAAAUGGGUUGUGUAUAAAGCUGAAUUUGGUUAGCUAAUAAUAGAUGUUGGGCUGAAAUCAGGCCCACUUUGAA